Caenorhabditis auriculariae is the source of this 1454-nucleotide messenger RNA. The record is from the annotation of a GenBank genome assembly. Lineage: Eukaryota; Metazoa; Nematoda; Chromadorea; Rhabditida; Rhabditidae.
AUGAAACAGGAAAAGGUUAGAAAAAAAUCACAAAAAAAUAUUGAAUUUUUUUGAAAAAACUUUUCGUAUGACCUAGUGAACCAAAAAAACGACUCCCAUCCUUAAGAAUUUCUUGUUCCUUUGAAAAGUUCCUUUAACCACAAAAAUUUGAACAAAAUCUUGAGCAGACUAUAGCUUGAAGGGGGGCAGAAAAAUCCAAAUAAAUAAAUAAAAAUUACAGAAAAAAAAUCAGAAAAAUACUCCAAAAUCACUCAAAAAAAGCUUCUCAGUAGACCCUAAAACACUGUAAAAUUUCAGAAAAACCUUUACCAAGCCAGAAAAAAUUCUAAAAAAAGCCCCAAAAGCUACGGAAAAAAAUUGGGAUCUCAACUUCUCGCACAAAAUAUUUAAAAAAAUGAAUUUUUCAUUUUUUUGAAAGAUUUUUUCAGCACAGACCAAAUUUUGAACUUCAUGGAGAAUCGAGUUCAAAAAUUUUUUGCAGGAUCUCAAAAAAAUUCAAUGAAAAAAAUCAUCUAAAAAAACAAAAAGUUCAGGGAAAAAAAUCUGGACUAAAUAAUCCAGAAAAAAACAUAAAAAAAUCAUGGUCAAAUUUCAGAAAAACCUCUACAAGAUCCGAAAAAUUUUCAAAAAUUACGAAAAAAACUACGUGAAAAAUGUGAACAGAAGCCAGGGAAAUCAGAAGUCUUCACAAAAUAUCCCAAUAUCACUGUCAAAUCUCAGUAAAAACCUCCGAAAUAUCAUAAGAAGUUCUAAAAAACAAGGAAAAGCUUCAGGAAACAAGUGGACGGAAGCCAAAAAGUUCAGAAAAAAAUCAUGGUCAAAUUACAGAAAAAAACCUCUACAAGAAUUCUUGAAAAAAACAAAAAAAUAAUCGAAAAAAAUUUGAGGCGGACGCCAAGAAGUUCAGAUAUCUUCACAUUAGACCUCAAAACCACUGUCAAAUCACAAAAAAACCUCCAAAAUAUUGGGAAAAAAAUUCUCAAAACAAAGAAAAGCUGCAGAAAAAAGGGGACGGAGUCCAAGAAAAGAAAAAGAAAAUAUCACUUUCAAAUGUCAGAAAAACCUCUGCAAGAUCCGAAAAAGUUUCAAAAACCACGAAAAACUCCGUGAAAAAAGUGGACAGAAGCCAGGAAAAUCAGAAAUUUUCAGAAAAGACCCCAAAAUCACUGUCAAAUCUCAGAAAAACCUUCCACAUUACCAGAAAAAGUUCUAAAAACCACGAAAAGCUCCAGGAAAAAAAAGUGCGGACGUCCGUCGGGGAGGUCACUCGAGACGUCGCCGAGCCCGGAAAAGAGCGACGCCGAAAUCCCCCGGGCGGAGGAUUCGUCAUGAUGGAUCGCGGCCAAAAACGGCGCCCGACGUUGCCGAGUGGCGUUUCCAUCAUUUCCCGGCUUCUCCCCAACCCACAAAAAGAUACUUCUAUCAAUUCGAAUUAUUGCACUUUCCAUCUCUAA